Lingula anatina is the source of this 1803-nucleotide messenger RNA. RefSeq names its product polyisoprenoid diphosphate/phosphate phosphohydrolase PLPP6. NCBI's taxonomy places the organism in Eukaryota, Metazoa, Brachiopoda, Lingulata, Lingulida, Lingulidae. The record is from RefSeq and is a predicted model, not a curated record. Gene Ontology annotation, molecular function: sphingosine-1-phosphate phosphatase activity.
UGACGUCAGAUCCGUCCACAGUACUCUGUUCUCCAAAAUGGCAGCGCCAAUAAAAUUUGGACCGGCGAACAAGAGGUCUCAGAAAUAAAUGAUUUAUACCUUUUAAAUAGUAACAAUCAAAACCCAAGGAAAAUGAGCACCAUGUCAGGGUUACCGGAAACACGCUCAAGAUUCAAAUCUUCUAAACAAGAACAUACAGCGGCUGAAAAUGUACAGCCAACCGGAGAUGCCACCCCAAACACUGCCGAAGCUUUGGCCACAGGAGAGAGCGAAAGUAUUCUUCUACAGAUGGACAAACAGUACACAAAAUGCCUAGCAAUUUGUGCUUCUAGAAACUCUUCGUAUGGAUGGCUGAGGCCACUGAUGAAGGCACUAGAGAACAGUUGUCAUGGCAUUCCAUGGCUCUUGCUUGCCGCCUGGGCAAUUCUUAACUCGCGGGAUGUGAAGAAUCAGACACUGGCACUAAAUUUAAUGUUAGCUUUGAUAUUUGACCUAAUAAUGGUAGGUGUGGUGAAAACAGCUGCUAAGAGACCAAGACCACAACACAAUGAAAUGGACAUGUUUUUCACGGUCUCAGUGGAUCAUUUCUCAUUCCCCUCAGGUCACUCCACCCGAGCUGCCAUGCUCUUGUACUUUUUCCUGGACCAGUUAGUAUUGCCAAGUUUUGUCAAACUUGGGCUUAUCAUGUGGAGUGUGUGUGUGUCGCUAUCUCGCGUGAUGCUAGGACGCCAUCAUGUAUCAGAUGUUAUUAGCGGGUUUAUCAUGGGAUUAUCUCAGUAUGUCAUCCUGCACUCAGUUUUAUGGAUUGAAGAGAGUAGAGCAGGGAACAUUGUUCAUGGGAUACAGCAGUGUUUUGGUCUGAUAUGAUAGUGGGCCAUAUGAUAUUUAUAUAAUGUAUUAUUGUUAUUUAUAUAAUGUAUUAGAUACAGGCAAGGUGUUCUGUAUUGACUUAGUCCUUUCAAUGUGAAUAAUUGUGAAUUUUACAUGUACUAAAUUUUUUCAAGUCAUCAAUUCUUAUAAUAUAAGAACAUUCCUAUUGUGUGGUUGCAAGGAAACUGAAAAUCAAGCUUCCUUGUGUAAGUAUACGUACUUUCAAUUUCAUACAGAAAAAGUACCACAAAUGAUAAAAUGAUGUUUAUGAAGAAAUUGAUAAUUUCCCCCCAUUGAAGAGAUGGGAGUCAACACUGCCUGUGAUACACUCAUGUGCAUUAUGAGUGGUCAUCAUGUCCACCUUUGCUGAUGAGUACAGUAUCUUACUUUUACUAGUCUGGAUAUGAGGAGCUAAAGACCCAGUAUGUGAGAUCCACCACUGCAUGAUCUUUGCUAUCAACAUCUACUGUGGUAGAAGAGCAAGAUACACUGUAUCUGGGUAUUUUGUUCUCAACAUCCCAUGCGGUAUGACAAGGGGAAAUGUUGUGCACAAGUUUGAAAUUGACCUAUUUCUCCAAUGCUGUGAAAUACUUCUAGUCUCGUUGAUUACAUUACUUUUUAAAAUAUAUCUCUUGCUCCCAAUGCUUUGUUGUAUUUUUAAAUACAGGAUUCCUGGACCAUUGUUUGAUGGUACAUGUAUGUGGGAUCAGUUGCAUCUGAAUAGAAUUCCAGGAUGAAAUGUAAGCAAUUUUAGACAAAAACUGUUAUAAGUUGUAGAUAAAUUAUUGAGAACAUGGUAGAACUUUUACUCUGCUUUGCAUUCCCUUUUUUACAAAUUUUUGUUUGCAUGUAAAAGUCUGUAAUAAUGGUGUCAUGUGUGACUCUGUUAAUAAAUAAUUUGCUCCGAGAUAAAGAAUUGAUUGCUGUAAUGAA